Molecule: messenger RNA, 3557 nt
Organism: Leguminivora glycinivorella
Lineage: Eukaryota; Metazoa; Arthropoda; Insecta; Lepidoptera; Tortricidae
Gene: osy
Product: ABC transporter G family member 20-like
Exons: 18
Coding region: 201-3557 (1118 amino acids)
Cellular component (GO): membrane
Molecular function (GO): ABC-type transporter activity; ATP binding; ATP hydrolysis activity
Source: RefSeq, a predicted model, not a curated record
GCUAAAGAAUCGCAGUGACGGUUGCACGCGCGGAUUUUAAUUUCAAAUUCGAAUUUGUGUUAGUGUUGUGAUUGUGAUUUUUUGGAUUGGUUGUCGUGAAUAGGGUUGGCGCAGUUUUAAUUCACGUCCACCGGACCCGAUCUCCCUAACGUCUGAAGUCCUCAUCUGAUCAUCAUUCCACCUACGCUGCUUUAAGCACCAUGCCAGCCUACGACAACGCUGGCGCCACCAUCUCCCUUGAGGAUGUUCGGGACCCAGAGGCUGGAGUCGAAGACAUAUCCCAAAGAAGACGGAUCCAGUUCAAGAAUCAGAGGUCUACAGUAUCUUCUAGAAGGCAGCAGGCGGUGUGCGUCAGGAGGGCGUACAAGCGAUAUGGUUCGAAAAGCAAUCCGAACGUCAUUCUCGAUGGCCUGAAUAUGACCGUGCCUAAGGGGGCUAUAUACGGUCUCCUAGGCGCCUCAGGAUGCGGGAAGACCACCCUCCUCUCUUGCAUUGUCGGCCGCCGUCGGUUGAACUCUGGAGAAAUCUGGGUGCUUGGAGGCCGGCCUGGCAGCCGUGGCAGUGGAGUACCUGGGCCCAGAGUCGGGUACAUGCCUCAGGAAGUGGCGUUGUUCGGAGAGUUUUCCAUCAGGGAAACCAUGAUCUACUUCGGGUGGAUAGCUGGCAUGACAACGAGCGAGGUCGAUGAGAGGGUUGACUUCCUUUUAACCCUCCUGCAGCUACCGCAUCCUACAAAGCAAGUGAAGACCCUGUCAGGAGGUCAGAAGAGGAGGGUAUCCUUGGCCGCUGCCCUCAUUCAUGAGCCAGAGCUGGUGAUCCUGGACGAGCCUACUGCUGGAGUCGAUCCUGUACUGCGACAAAGCAUCUGGGACCAUUUAGUGGAUAUUACCAAAGGAGGCAGGACCACAGUGAUCAUCACGACUCAUUACAUUGACGAGACUAAGCAGGCUAAUAUUAUUGGUUUGAUGCGAGGAGGUCGUUUCCUUGCCGAAGAAGCUCCGAACGAGCUGCUCCGGCGCUACCAAGCUGAUAAUCUUGAGGAUGUCUUCCUGAAGCUAGCAGUUCUGCAGAACAGGGGCAAGAGGCGUCGCUCUAGUAUCCUGGAAGAUAUUGUGAAGAAGGUGGAACUUCCCUCAAUACCAGACCCAGCCGUGAUUGAUCUAGAAGACGACAUCGGUGAGAUCUCCGGCGAAUUCGGCGACAACGUCUCCAUGAGCAGCAAGGGCCGCGUAGUCGUGACUCCAGAUGUCGCCCCGCUAGAGGCGUUACCUCCAGAAGAUAACCCACCGAUUGGGUGCUUGGAGAGACUUAAACCGAUGAGGUGGAGGCACAUGAAAGCGUUGUUGUGGAAGAAUUUCUUGUCUCUGUUUAGAAAUUAUGCCCUCCUAGCCUUCAUCGUCGUUCUCCCUCUCUCGCAAAUGGUACUCUUCUGCAUUGCCGUCGGUCACGAUCCUCAAGGCUUACCCAUGUGUGUGGUCAACCAUGAGCUUGGAGAGAACAACACUGAUACGCCGUGCGACUGGGAUAAAAAAUGUCCACUAGAUCCUGAAACGUAUGAAUGGGAUUUGAAACGAUUCAGCUGCCAGUAUUUGGAGUUCUUCGCGCAACGUCAGCCUAAUCAAAUCUACUACCCAACAAAGGAAGCUGUGAUGGACGCAGCCUACCACGGCAAGUGCCGGGUGGCUCUGAUUUUCCAAGCCAACUUCUCGACCAGUCUGAUGGAUCGGCUCCGAGACCCGAGACACGCUACGGAACUCGACCUUUACAACUCCGAUAUUGAAGUGCAUUUGGAUGAUACAGAUAAGCAAGUGCAGUGGAUGUUGGCACGUGAUAUCCAGUUGGCAUUCGCCGAUGCCACCCAGAACCUGGCCAAGACCUGCCAGCUACCGACUAGGCUACUCUCCAUUCCUGUCUACAUUCACGAACCACCGGUGUACGGAAUCUCUGCGCCAGAAAUGACUGACUUCGCCGGACCUGGAGUUAUUUUAACAAUUGUGUUCUUCUUGGCCGUUGCCUUGACAACGAGCUCUAUGUUGGCUGAGAGGAACGAAGGCAUUUUGGAGAGGUCUCUGGUUUCCGGAAUCACAGGCACAGAGAUCCUUUUCUCGCACGUCUGCGUCCAGAUGUUCAUGAUGAUGACCCAAGCUGCCGUCGUGCUGUUCAUCGGCUUUGUAUUCUUCGACCUCACUAACAACGGACCUCUUGGCUGGAUCAUUCUUCUAACAGUACUCAACGGGUUCUGCGGAAUGACUUUCGGUUUCUUCGUGUCCUGUCUGUGUGACACCGAGAGAACCGCCACUUUCAUCGCCCUAGGGUCAUUCCUGCCUAUGAUGUUGCUAUGCGGCAUCGUAUGGCCUAUUGAAGGUAAGCCAUCAAUUGUAUGUCUUUCCCAUCACGGAACAAUGGUAUUCCGGACCUUUGGGAGGCGUGCGCGGGGCCGAAGCCAACAGCAAUGCCUAAAUAUUGACAAAACGCAGUUUGACUCACUUCCACCUGAGUAUACUAAAACAUGGAAGUGUCCGUGCUGUAUUAACAUAACCACCCGCCGCCUGAGGAGCCACCCGGACACACCAGUACGCGAACAUCAACUACCUGCGGGCAACCUGAGCCUGGACAUGUCUCUUGACUGCAGCAUGAGCGUUCCGAACACAGAUAUUACACAGAACAACAGCUUACUUAGGACGCCUCCAAAUAGUCUCAGAAAUAACACUGUGACAUUAGAUAGCAUCAGCACCUUAUUGGACCAAAAAAUCCAAACUUCCGUCUCGGUGCUUAUUGAGCAAAAACUAAAUAAUUCCUUCACGUCAUUCGUGAACACCAUUCGCAAUGCCAUUAAAGAAGACGUAAAGGCCAUGGUUCGUGAAGAAGUUCGGACCGCAGUGAUCGAGGUUGAAGCCAGAUUCACAGCAACUACCGAUUUCAUCUGUGCGGAGCAGAAAACAUACAGUGCUGAGAUCGCGGAUCAAAACGAUAAAAUCAAAUCCCUCGAGCAGGAAAAACUUAAACUACAGGCAAGCCUCCGCUCUGUAUCCACACGACUUUCUACUAUGGAAAAUAUCUCCCGAAAUUGCAACUUAGAAUUACAGGCCGUACCUGAGAAAAAGAAUGAAAAUGUAAUGCACUUGUUCAAGACUCUCUGCUCCACAAUCAACAUGUCGAUAGCCGACAGCAACAUCAUCGCUUGUCGCCGAGUUGCUAAGAUGGAUACCAAGUCAAAUAGACCACGAAAUAUUUUGGUAUCACUUUCGUCUCCGUUCAUAAGAGACUCGGUGCUGGCAAUGGUCAGCCGCUACAACAAGUCGGCGAGAAAUUCCACAGGGCCCGCGGAUCAGCUCCUCAAUAGUACGCACCUUGGAAUCACUGGUGAGAGCCAACGGGUUUAUGUAGUAGAACACCUGUCCCCAGAAUGUAAAAUGCUGUUUGCUGAAACCAGAAAAGCAGCGAAAUCCAAACAGUAUAAAAUUGUCUGGACCAGAUAUGGAAAAAUAUAUGUACGUAAAGACGAACAUUCGGACGCUAUUCACAUCAAGGACUCUAGUUGUUUAAAAAAACUGUAG